Molecule: messenger RNA, 4883 nt
Organism: Mya arenaria
Lineage: Eukaryota; Metazoa; Mollusca; Bivalvia; Myida; Myidae
Exons: 6
Coding region: 700-4410 (1236 amino acids)
Source: RefSeq, a predicted model, not a curated record
GAAUCCAAUUGCAGUAAGGCUGAAAAUACCUUUUGAUAAGUAAAAACAAUUUAUUUAUUCCAAAUUUGUUAUUAGUUAUUUACUAAUUAUUCGGAAGAGAAAAAAUAACAGCAAUAUAAUCACUACAUUUGUGAGGUCAAAUGUAGGUCACAUGGGUAUUUUCUGAAAAUCUUGGUGUCACGUGAUUAAAUUUGAACACAACUAUGACCUAGAUAAGGAAUGCUUGUAAUAGGAUUUAUUAAAAUGCUAUAUCAACUAUCUUUAAAGCGUUUUUUUGGUUUUGAAAAUGUGUUUGUGAACUACAUUUUACUUCAUUUACCUGAGGAUACAGUUAUUUUGUCUGUACAAUGCAUACAAGUGAAAUAACAGCGUGACAUAAAAAUGUCACGAAUUCUGGUAGGGUUUGGAUACGGCGUUCUCUUCAGCGAACACAUCCAAAAAGGUGCCCUCGCCGACCGCCAUUCGUUCAGGACGUGUCGACGGGUUACUAAACAGACUUCUGUGGGUGCAAGAGGGACCGGAUCAUUCACCUCCACAUUCCUGAGACCACCCCUGGCCAACCCAUCAACCACUUCAUUCCGCUUCCAGCCGACGUUGGCUGGGACCCAUACCAUGGCAAUUCCCACGAUGUCUACAAUGCCAUACAGUGUAGACUGAGAUUAAAGUCACUAGCUCGUUGACGUGUGUCCCUGAACGGAAAUGGCUUCAUACAAAGAUAUCCUUAAGGAACCUGAGAACCAGAACUGGCUCAAAGGUUCCCUCGCCCUCCGGAUCACCAAGGCCGGUCUGCGAGGCCUUGUUGAAGGGGACUCCUCUCGCGUCCAGCAAACAAUUUACUCGACAGUCAUCGUGGCCAAGAAACUCACUGCUGGAACAACAUGCAGUCUUUGUCAGACAGAGAAUAUCUUAAAGUGUCCUACAAAGGGACUGUGCUCUCAUCCUCGAAACUGCAAGUACCACAACUCUCCAUCGAAGAUGUACCGGCCUUGCCCCUCUCAUAUAUGCGAAGACUUUCGAGAUGAAAUAAUUGAUGUCCACAGAUACAAUGGACCCUCUUGGAAGAAUUCUAAGGCCAACAAAUGGUGUACGAAUCAUUGGCAAGUAGCCAAAUGUUUUAUGCCACCUGACGGUUAUCUCGACGUUACUUCGUACGAAGAUACAGACUUCAAUGGUAUCAUAAGCGUUAUGAUAAACUGUACCGAGUUCCAACAGAGUAUGUCGUUCAUGAUUGCCAACAAACAGAACGCAUUAACUAAGGCUCGUGAGAUAGGCCGCAAGAUUCGCCAUUCCCCGGAUCUCAAGGUGACUGACACAGACCUAGCCGGAUACUUCGCCACUUUGUACACCCUUCUGACAGACUCUAAAGUUCUGGCCAGUGACAAAGAUGCCCAGGAAGCUGUCAAUAAAUUGAAACAGCUCGAAAAAGACGCACUUCCAAUAUCGACCGAAGAUCUUCGGGAACUACGAGAAGAAGCUAGAGUAAUUCUAGAGGCUGGUAAGCGUAAGUUAGAGGAGACUGCGGAAACAGGGAAGCAAGAGUUAAAAGACGAGGUGGCUGAGGGUAAAACUACCUUAGAAACUGGCCAACGUGAGGUAGCGGAGACUGUGGAAACAGGGAAGCAAGAGUUAAAAGACGUGGUGGCUGACGGUAAAACUACCUUAGAAUCUGGCAAACGUGAGGUAGCGGAGACUGCGGAAACAGGAAAACAAGAGUUAAAAGACGUGGUGGCUGACGGUAAAACUACCUUAGAAACUGGCAAACGUGAGGUAGCGGAGACUGCGGAAACAGGGAAGCAAGAGUUAAAAGACGUGGUGGCUGACGGUAAAACUACCUUAGAAACUGGCAAACGUGAGGUAGCGGAGACUGCGGAAACAGGGAUUUGUCAAUUAGAAGAAGUUAUUCAAGUCGGUAAACGAGAGUUGGGAGAGGCCUUGCAGCAGACAAAAGAUGCAAAAGAAGUUGAGCAAGGAAAAGAUCUACGUCAUCGCCUGGUCAAAUAUUAUCAGAAGCAGCUCAGCAGCGCGCCCAUAUCGCCAUUGCUGUCGGACAAGGACGAGAAGCUAGAACGGUUUUACGUCCCUCCAAUGAUCUUGGAGAAACACCACAGAAGACUUCGUGACGAUCAACAACAAAAUGAUUCUCCUAUUUCCUCUUAUAGACAAAUUUUCUGUAAAGAUGAGGGGGUUACCAAUACUGUUAUACUUGACGGCGAGGCCGGAAGUGGAAAGUCAUCAUUUUCAGCUAUGUGUACCAUUAAGUGGGCUUCACUGUUUUCUGUAUCGAAUAAAGACAGUGGGGGAAAAGGUUUAGAUCAGGGUGUAGAAGAGGAUAAGAGUUUUGAACGGCUACUAACAAAUGCGAACAAUUUAAGGUACACAAGUGGUACACACGAAUAUCUAAGUGAAGUACUUUCAUUGUCUGUAUUUCAGAGGUGGAGCUUGCAGAGAUUAUUGUCACACACCAACUGUGAUCUUCAAGAUGAGGACUUUUUUAAAAACAUUGAGUUUAUGUUCCAUCUUAAACUGAGAAAUAGCUGUGAAUCUUGCGAACUGUCAGACAUGAUUCGUGAUCAGCUGAUCAACAUAAUUUACAAGCCAGACGAAAGGGCAGCUGGUUACUCUACUAUGCUUCGUGUUUUGUCAGAACGAAAGUGCGUGAUCAUAGCUGAUGGGCUGGACGAGUGGUCGCAUCCAAUUGAAACAAAGUGUUCAUGCUCAGAGGUAGAAGACAAAGCUAUCCCACAUUUAUCACCAACAUUAGAUGCAACUGUACUGAUUACAUCGAGACCCUGGCGAAUGUCCCAAAAUCGCAUUAAAGACACCAAAAUAGACAAAUACUUACAACUACAGGGAGUAGCUAAUGUAAAGCUAUUGGUUCAGAAAGCUCUGAUUUGCCUCAAUGAGAGAGUAACUGAAAAGAUGAAAUAUCCGGGUUUCUUUCUCUUUGUCUCCAGAAAGGAAUUAGAGCAUCUACUCUCUGUACCUAUCGUUAUAUUGUUGCUAGUUUGUCUGUGGUUUGAAGGAGAAAAUGAAUCAUUUUCUAUGUGUGACAUAUACGCAUACAUGAUUGACAUGAUGUUAAGGAGAAAAGCGCUUCCUAUGCUUCGUGUUUUGCUCGAAAGCACACCUUUGCUACGAUGCUUCCAGCAAACAAAACAUGUACAAAAGUACCACAGCAUCGUCUUAAAGCUUGCAGAACUUGCCUUUAAGAAAUUAUUUUCGAGUGACCGAAAAUCAUCCCUGGUGUUUCAAAAUGUUGAUUGUUUGACGCCAGAGGAGCUCCUGUUUGUUCUGAAAUCGGGUUUAAUUCGGGAAACAAAGUCUCAAUCUUUGAUUAGAAUAUCAUCAAGUUUCUCAUUCAUCCACAAAACUGUACAGGAAUUUCUUGCUGCAGUUCACAUUGCUAACCAUGCUGGAGAAAUUCAAAGAGUAAUUGGACCAUAUUGUGAGGAGUUCUUAUAUUCAAGUUACAAAUCUAUGACUGGGUCUGAUGUACCGCCAGUUUUUAUAUACGUGUGCGGUCUUAACCCUAAAGUUGCAAAAGAUAUGUCUACAGUGAUGUCACUUUCUAUGUUGGAUCACCCUGACUGGAAUGAUGAGCCGGAUGCGGACAAAGAUGCAAAUUUCUCAUUACAGCCAGUAAUUUAUUAUGGUUUUAGAGAGGCCAAAGCCAACAAUGUACAAAAUAUUCAACUGACUCUACUGGCCUUUGACUUCCGUAGACCUGGACUAUCGGGUUUAAUAUUUAGUUCUUCAUUAAGUGAUGUUGCAGCCAUGAAGACCUUGCUAUUGAUGAACAAGUCUGAGGUACGAUGUAUAAGGAUCAGGGGACCAAAUAAUAUUAGCAAUGAGGAGCUCCAGGAGGUGUUCACCUGCUCAGCCGACACUCUUACCACCGUUCUAUUACUCUUCAUUGCUGGACAGUAUGACCUUUCUGCUUGUAGUCAUCUAAAACAUUUGACAAUCACGGGGCGUCAUACAUCGAAUAUCAUGAUAAAUACGAAUAGUUUAGUUUCAUUGAGAUUGUCAAUGGUUUCGAUAAAGGUUGAAAGUAGAAUUUUACAGUCAUUGGAACAAAGAUGUGAGACAUUGAUGAAGUUCGAGAUAGGCUCUGUUUCUAACAUUAAGCUAUUUUGUCGGACACUUCCCAAGCUGAAUCAUUUACAAGAUUUGACGAUCGAGUAUUCAACCCUCGGUGAUUACCUUCUACUCCUUCCGCCCUCUGUCACCAGUGUCAUCUUAUUCGAGGUGACAAUGUCCGCGUGGUCUAUGAGGGAGCUGGUGGAGAACUGUUCUCACACGGUGACUUGCAGAAUUGAUAAUUGCGAAAUGGAUCCGAUCGAAGAUUUCUUGGACAUUAAGCGGUAUGCUCAAACGAGAAAUAAUAUUUGUGUGAUUGAAAAAAAAUAAACAUAGGAUUUUCUAUUUCAGAAAGAGAAGACCGAAAGCAAUAUUUGUUGAGAAGCAAUUUGUAAUUCAUUUAGUUUCGAUGUCAAAGAGUUGAAAUAUACUGCAUUCCAACACUAAAACAGGCAUAAUCUUGUUAAAAUAUGCUUUAAAGUACAAAAAGACGUUUCUUGUAAUUUUUGGGAAAGUGUGCGAAUUGUAUGCGGAUGUUACGUCAUUUCGAAAUAGACGUUGUUGAAAUUGCAAACCUGUUCACUCUGACGUUCAAUUUGGAACUUGGAAGCGGGCUGAAAUUCCAAAAACGAUGCCUAAUAAAUCAAGCUCAUAUUUUCACUUUUUGAAAGUGGAAUAUCAUUUCUGUUCACUCAUAUAUAUAUAUAUAUAUACAAACCAUCUUUACGGAUACAUGUUUGAUUCAGUCAGAUAACAAUUUAAUGUUAUCAAGUGCCACAGCCACUAUUAAAAAGUGAACUUUU